This is a messenger RNA of Fusarium tjaetaba, 456 nucleotides long. RefSeq names its product bet V I allergen. The transcript has a single exon. Lineage: Eukaryota; Fungi; Ascomycota; Sordariomycetes; Hypocreales; Nectriaceae. Bases 1 to 456 code for a protein of 151 amino acids. The record is from RefSeq and is a predicted model, not a curated record.
AUGUCUCGAGCUCUCAUAUACACACUCAAACGGGAGCUGGACCACGAUAUCGAAGAAGUGUGGUCCAUAAUCUCCAAGUUCGACCAAGUCGCCGCAUGGUCACCAGUGGUUGCUCAAUGCACCACAAAGGGUGAAGGGAUCGGUUCAGUCAGGUAUGCGGUAACCGACUCAGGCGUCGAGUUCAAUGAAAAGCUCGAGAUUCUUGAUCACGAAUCGCAUAUCAUUAGCUACAGCUUCGAGGAGCCUGUGCCGCUCCAGGUGACCGGCCUGUCCGGGACGCAACAUCUAGAAGCAAUUGAGCCGGGCAAAACGCGUUUGACGUGGAUUGCGGAGGCCGAUUCGCUCGAUGAGGAAGUGAAAGCCGAGUUUACCCAGCUAACGCAGGAUCUUGUUAAGGCGUCUGUUGCUGGACUUGCGGAAGUGCUUGAGAAACGCCAGGGAGGGGCAUCGAAUUAG